Westerdykella ornata is the source of this 954-nucleotide messenger RNA. RefSeq lists its product as uncharacterized. The transcript has a single exon. The record is from RefSeq and is a predicted model, not a curated record. The coding region runs from base 252 to 776 and encodes 174 amino acids. Lineage: Eukaryota; Fungi; Ascomycota; Dothideomycetes; Pleosporales; Sporormiaceae.
CUCCGUUCCGUGUAACAAAUCAUCUGCUGCGGGAAGAGCUGUCGUGAUUCGCUACCCCUUGUUGCUGCUGUGACACUGGGUGUGCCUUGUCCCGAUGGGGGCAGCAUCGAAUUGUGAUAUGGGCAUCGAGAUUCUGGCAUGGGAAAGAGACUGUCAGACAGCUUGCCGGAUGAUGACACCCGAGCCCCCACUUCUGGCGUUAUGAGGGCAAUCAGGGGUCUCGUGUCCACAUUGUCAACACUGAAGCAUCCAUGGUCGGUCAGUUAUCCUCACGAGGCUUGAAGGCAUGGUCAGGAGAGGUCCAGCACUAUCUACCCUGUCCUGGGAUGAUAGGGAAGACUCCCGUAUGCUUCCUGCUUCUUGUCGCCCGGGAUAAGCGUACCAUGCAUAUGUACGGAGUACUCCGUACAUUGACUCUAUCUGCUGCGAGACCUACAUUACUCUGCAGGUUGUCAUCGACGAUGCGGCAGUCUGCUCUCAAGAGAGACCUCGGGUUGUUGAAUUUUACCCACGACACAAUCUUGUCGCCUUGUCAGUGGUACAGUCUGGGGAAACUCAUUGGAGGACCUCUUUCCAACUUCCUCACAUGUCCUCUGCGGAUGUUUCAAAUUCUCAUCGGACGUGAAAACUUCAUAGACGUAAAUUGGGCGAGGGAAUCCACGUGGGCUGGCCAUCGACGAUCCGCUUCUUUUCUCCGGGUCGGUGAGCUGGUUUUGGCUGGGCCCUGCAGAAGGGGACGGCACAUGGGCAUGCGGGGCUUGCAUGGGAAUUCGUGAAUGCUGAUAGCCGUUGGGUAGACAGAAGAGGGUGCCAAAUAAUCACGCAACUUGGGCUAAUGAGAGGCCUGGAUGCUGUCUGUUUGUGACUGGGUCCAAAAUCAUUCGCUGGGGUAUGAUGUUGUGAUGGUUGAGAGCCUGCAUCUGUUAUUGUUUGUGGCCGGCAGGCUCAUCCGGC